AUAAGGCACAAGAUAACGGUAUGGCCUUGGGGACGUAAUAAAGGCUCUUGCGCAACCGGCAUGCUUAGCGGCAGAUGUCAUGAGAAAUUGACUGUUUUGCAUUUUCAUGCAGUACGAUUUUUAGGUCGGUCUUUUAAAUUAUGGUCGCAAAGCAUGCCGGUCGCACAAGAGCCUUUGAGACUCCGUUUACGCUGUGCCGGAUAAAUUUUAUCCGCAUCAAAAUUAGUUCAGAUAGGCGUCGCGUUUACACUAGACCCACGCUAUCCGCACGAAUUUGAGAGCGGCUAUCCGAACAAAAUUAGUUCACCUAGAAAAGUGGAUUAAAUUAGUUCGGAUAGCUAUGUGGUACAGUGUAAACGCUUUUAUCCGGAUAAAUUUUAUCCACAUCGUAUCCUGCUCGAAAGCGAUUGGCUAUUUCAUCCAAUUUAGAUUUCACUGUCUCCAAAUCAAGACCUUUCGCCAUCUUAGCUGCCUUGUUAUCGAUAAAUACUCGUGUUAAAAGUGCAAUAUCUUGCCAGUCCACGUAAAAUUGGCAUCCUUGUCAGCCUUCCCUACUUUCGUUGCUAGUUCAGUGUCAUUUUAUUUCAAGAACAAACCAUUAAAACAAACUAGGCCUAAUUUGUAUUGACAAUAUCUUUGGAUUUGGUCUAAAAGGGAAGCAGAUGAUUCUGAAGAGAGAAUGAAGUCUUUUUACGUCUGCGGGAAUUUUGUUAUUAUUUUGUUGCCCAGAGAAGACUUCAUUUUGGGCGUUCUGUGCAUGAUUUAGGUCGUGACUGCAGUUAUCCGGCACAGUGUAAACGGGAGGGCAAAGUGGAUAAAAUUUGUGCGGCACAGUGUAAACGCAAAUCAAUCCGAACAAGUUUUAUGCGGAUAAAUUUUAUCCGGCACAGUGUAAACGGGGUCUAAGAAAGGAUUCCAAUUCCCAGUCAAGUUUUCAAGCGUGACGUCACAGAACAUAUUUUUUCAGACCACAUUUCCUGAAGCAACACCAUGAAAUAUAUUCAAAUAUGGAAAACAAGCAAAAUAUGUACAAAAUUGGCGAGUUAUGAUGAAUAAAAGACUGGAAAUUUGCUAACGGAUUACUGUUACCUUGGCCUGGCUCACAAAUUAUGAACAGAGACCAAAUUACAGACAUUUGACAGGGAAGGAACCUGUGCAUUUAUGACCAUAUCUCGGCCAAUUUCGAACCAAUUUAACUGAUUCUGCAUAACAAUAGACAUUUUUUGAUGCUCUUUCUGAAAAUGUUAUCAAAAAAUUUUCUUCAAAUAUAUUUUGCGACAUUGUCAUUUUUAUCAAGAUGCACAAAUUGAGGCUGUUGAACCGUUUAUUCAAUAUUAACCUGGGUUGCCUUGGUCUCUACGCAUUACAUUUUAAGGUCUCAUCCCCAGGUGUCUUGGCAUUUGAAAAAGCUGUAUUUUAUCCGUUGUAGCUUACUCCUUUGUAAUUUUAUUUGAUUCAAGCACAAUUUUCCAUUUAAUAUUUCAUGACCAGUCUACAAUCUAUAACAAGAUGUCAAUAGACUCUUACGCAAACCAAACUGAUCUUGAGCUUAGCGAGCAACUCAACUCCACUGAAUCUCGCUGAGGACUCCUUUGUCUACCAGGCAAUUUCUUUGCAUUAUGAAGUUUCAUGACUUUUUCGGGGCGGCAAACAAGAUAAGGUUUCAAAUGAGUGAGGUAACCCUCCGUCCUGGAGUGAAAUAACAUGCGUGAUAUUACUAAAGUGACGUGAAAAAUUUAUGUUGAGAGAAUGAAAGCCUCUUUGUUCUAGAACAUAGUUCUAGAUACUCUCUGUCAGUUUUAGUUACCUCUUUGAACCGCCAUAAAAGGGUUUGAGCCAAGGCACAAAGACCUUCACCAUUCUAAUAGAGGGCGGAUAUGGAAGGCUGCUGCCGCUAGCACCACAUCUGCUGCGGGUGUUAGCCGACUUCGAGAUUCUUCGUGGACCAGUUUGGUACCAGCAAUAUCAAAAUGAUUUUGAAUGACUCUUUUGGCAAUGAAAUCGUUAAAUUCAGACGCUACUGGUGUCCUAACAGACUGUCGGAACAAACUUGACAGAACAUCGAAGCAAGGCAACUACUUGUCAGCUUGCAAAACUGACGGCAUUUCUGCAAAUCAUUUGCUGGCCUGAAACUCAAAGUAGAUGUUAACUGCAAAAAGAGUAUAGAUGAGGAAUGCUAUCUACAAUAUAAGACGACAAAUACAAAAUGGCCUUUGAUAUUGAAAUAGACAAAGACCUUUGCAAGCAUUUCAUCCGGCUGUUUAUUUUGAGAGGCCUAUCUGUUUUCGGCUACUACCUUAUGUUUAUGGACGCUUUUACUUCGGCGUUCAUGGUCUAUCCUGAUCAUUUCAAGAAAUAUAAAGCUGGUGCAUUUGGAAAUGUAACGAAGAAGACAAAUAGCAAAGACCUGUAUUGUGACUUUAACAAGAAAUGGAGCACAAAGGACCUUGAGCUCCUGUUCGGGACACACAAGUUCAACUUGAUGAUGCUAAUGGGUUUCAUGGGUGCAGUUGCUGUAUUCUUCCUAAUAAAAAAUGUCGUUUUUAUUCGUUUGAUUUUGUUUCCGAUAGCCCCAAUGGUGGAUAAAAAGGGGAACACAGUGAUAAGCAAAUGGGUGAAGUUAAAGGAUCUGUGCUACCGGGCAUCAACCCUGCUUGGGGACUUACCAGCAAUUGCUAUAGCAGUUGCUAUAUAUGGACAAUUAAGGGGCAAAACAGGUAUUGGAUGCUGGGAGUGCCAAAUAACAGAGACUUGCAAAAACAAGGCAGCUUUUGACAAACUUCUAAACCCUAGUCAGCUGGCGAUUACCAUUUUGUACCCCUCUGUUGUAUUUCUCACUUUCUACAAAGGAUUUUACACUUAUUACGUCUGGAGUAAUCCGAUGGAGUGCGAAUGUUACUGUAAAUGUCUGCGAUGCUGUACUGGGGUGUUCUUUGCCAGCAUAUUUACAAUGCUGAUGAUGACCCCAGGUUGGAUGGUGUUGAACUAUGGUUAUUACACAAAACCAGGAAUCGUAAAGGACGCUGUAUCUUCACUGACCGAGAAAAUGAUGCUGAUGGGCGUUAUAAUUUGGGCAGUUCUCAUUCUCAUGCUCAUUUGCAUACCAGUGAAAAACAUGCUUUUGGCGGAAAAGAAAGAGAAGAAGUGAGCCUGCGCAUUACUCGAAUUAGUGGCUGCCUGGCAACAUGAAUAUAGGAUAAUCACGGAGUAUCGAAUAUAGGAGUAUCGAAUAAAUUCCUUCGACUCUGCUAGAACAAAGACGCUUUGACAUCGCGACUAGGAAGCGGUUUUGAGGAUACAAACAUUGAAGCUUUAAAAUUUUGAAGGAAGUUGUCGGUUAAGAGGUUUUUGGGGGCCCAUCUACCUCGGGGACUUUAUGGAGCCGAGUUUACGCUUAAGCAGCACCUUUAAACAAUUGGUUACACAGUAUUUAGAAACACAGCUCACAGCAGAGAGAAGUUAUGUAUGGAAACAGUUUUGUUGUCUACUUGUAGUUUUCACAACCCUUUCAAAACUUUUUUAUCUAUGGACUUCUGCACCAUAUUUUUUCAAAAGCAAGUUUUAUUGACAACACGGAAAUGUCACCAGCAUAGUUAGCGUACAUUACAGUACAGUACAAGAAAAAAUCUAACAAUUCCAUCUACAGAAAUCACUGAAAAGAAA
This is a messenger RNA of Rhopilema esculentum, 3663 nucleotides long. RefSeq lists its product as uncharacterized. Lineage: Eukaryota; Metazoa; Cnidaria; Scyphozoa; Rhizostomeae; Rhizostomatidae. The record is from RefSeq and is a predicted model, not a curated record.